Molecule: messenger RNA, 3967 nt
Organism: Solanum dulcamara
Lineage: Eukaryota; Viridiplantae; Streptophyta; Magnoliopsida; Solanales; Solanaceae
Product: leucine--tRNA ligase, cytoplasmic-like
Biological process (GO): leucyl-tRNA aminoacylation
Molecular function (GO): ATP binding; aminoacyl-tRNA deacylase activity; leucine-tRNA ligase activity
Source: RefSeq, a predicted model, not a curated record
UUUGCAUGGACCAUUUAGAAAAUACAGCGUAAAGCUAAAGACGAAGGAAAGAGGUGUUGCUUAAACGCUAGUAAAUGUGAUCCUUCCACUUUGAUCCUCAUUCUUCACUGUGGCGUCUCAUAUACUGAGAGGAUAUUCACUUCAGCGCUAAGCAAUUUUCAUCAUAUGUUAUAUUUCCCUUCAAUUUAAGCAAAUCAAGAUUCUGUGGGCUUGCUGAUAGAGAAGUGAUGGCAGAAGAAGGUGGCAGAAGUUUUGCCCGAAGGAACCAGUUGUUAGACAUAGAGAAACAGGUUCAUAAGUGGUGGACAGAAGGUGAUGUUUUCAGAGCUGAACCUAAAGAAUCGCCUCCUAAAGUGGGUGAAAAGUUCUUUGGGAAUUUCCCUUUCCCUUAUAUGAAUGGAUAUCUACAUUUGGGCCAUGCUUUUUCAUUGUCAAAGCUUGAAUUUGCAGCUGCGUAUCACCGCUUGAGAGGUGCUACUGUUCUUUUGCCUUUUGCAUUUCACUGCACAGGGAUGCCCAUAAAGGCGUCUGCUGAUAAGCUUUCGAGGGAAAUAUCAAUGUUUGGGAACCCACCCGUGUUUCCUGUUGUGAAGGAAGAGGAGAGUGUUGAAACAGUGAAGGUUGAGGCUGAAGGAAAUCAGGGUUUACCAGGUGGAAACUUUAAAGGAAAGAAAUCAAAGGUUCUUGCAAAGACUGGGGGUGUUAAGUACCAGUGGGAGAUAAUGAGGAGUUAUGGUCUGUCUGACGAGGAAAUUGCCAGGUUUACAGACCCAUAUUACUGGCUAACGUACUUUCCGCCACUGGCUGUAGAGGAUCUGAAGGAGUUUGGCUUGGGUUGUGAUUGGCGUAGAACUUUUAUUACAACUGACAUGAAUCCGUUCUUUGAUUCAUUUGUACGGUGGCAAAUGCGGAAGCUGAAAGCCUCGGGAAAGUUUGUUAAAGAUCUCAGGUGUACCGUAUAUUCACCCCUAGAUGGUCAGCCAUGUGCUGACCAUGACCGUGCUUCUGGUGAAGGAGUUAUCCUUCAAGAAUAUACUCUUAUCAAGAUGGAAGUUCUCCCACCUUUUCCACCAAAGAUGAGCGUUCUGGAGGGGAAAAAGGUAUAUCUCGCAGCAGCUACACUGAGACCAGAGACCAUGUAUGGGCAAACAAAUGCUUGGGUUUUGCCUGAACGAAAAUAUGGGGCAUUUGAGAUUAAUGAUGCUGAGGUUUUUGUGUUGACUUAUAAGACAGCUCUUAAUCUAGCCUAUCAAAGGUUGUCUCGGAUCCCUGAGAAGCCUACUUGUUUGCUAGAAUUGUCUGGUCAAGAUCUUAUAGGUUUGCCCCUGAGGUCUCCCUUGGCAUUCAAUAAGACAAUAUACACUCUGCCCAUGUUAUCUGUCCUUACUGAAAAAGGUAGUGGAAUUGUAACUAGUGUUCCCAGUGAUUCUCCUGAUGAUUAUAUGGCCCUACAUGAUUUGAAGUUAAAACCAGCUUUCAGGGCCAAAUUUGGUGUGAAGGAUGAGUGGGUCUUGCCGUUUGAGAUAGUCCCGAUUAUCAACCAUCCAGAUUUUGGAGACAGGUCAGCUGAGAGAAUUUGUAUUGAAAAAAAUAUCAAGAACCAGAAUGAGACAGAUAAGCUUGAUGAGGCAAAGAAAACAAUUUACAAGGGCGGGUUUUAUGAAGGAACCAUGAUUGUUGGAGAAUUUGCUUGUAUGAAAGUCCAAGAAGCAAAAGGUCUGAUCAGGAGAAACCUUUUGGAGAUGAAUCAAGCUGUCAUAUAUAGUGAACCUGAAAAGAAGGUCAUGUCGAGAUCUGGGGAUGAGUGUGUUGUGGCUUUGACUGAUCAGUGGUAUCUCACUUAUGGAGAAUCAAAAUGGAGGAAGGCUGCAGAAGAGUGUUUGGCUAGUAUGAAUCUCUACUCUGAUGAAACACGGCAUGGUUUUGAACACACUCUCAGCUGGCUUAAUCAGUGGGCUUGCUCUCGCAAUUUUGGGCUGGGAACUCGUAUUCCUUGGGAUGAGGAUUUCUUAGUUGAGUCCUUGUCCGAUUCCACUAUUUAUAUGGCAUAUUACACCUUUGCACAUUUCUUGCAGAAAGGGGACAUGUAUGGUACUGAUCAUUCUUCAGUGAAACCAGAGCUGCUGACAGAUGAGAUCUGGGAAUUCUUGUUCUGUAAUGGACCUUUUCCAGAAAAUUCUUCUAUGUCUCCUUCUCUUCUCAAGGAGAUGAAGCAGGAAUUUGACUACUGGUAUCCGUUUGAUCUCAGAGUUUCUGGCAAGGAUCUUAUUCAGAAUCAUCUUACCUUUUGCAUCUAUAACCACACUGCCAUCUUCCCUAAGCACCACUGGCCACGUGGUUUCAGAUGCAAUGGGCAUAUAAUGCUCAACUCUGAGAAGAUGUCCAAGUCUACUGGAAAUUUCCGAACACUCCGGCAGGCAAUUGAAGAGUUUUCAGCUGAUGCCACACGCUUUGCUCUUGCAGAUGCAGGUGAUGGGAUGGACGAUGCUAACUUUGUCUUUGAAACAGCUAAUGCUGCUAUCUUACGUCUCACAAAAGAAAUAGCAUGGAUGCAGGAGGUUCUUUCUGCAGAGCCAUCUUUAAGAAAUGGGCCACCAUCCACAUAUGCAGACCGUGUAUUUGCUAAUGAAAUAAAUAUUGCAGUCAGGACUGCAGAGAAGAACUAUAGUGAAUACAUGUUUCGGGAAGCUCUGAAGACUGGAUUUUAUGAUCUUCAGGCUGCCAGAGAUGAGUACAGGCUUUCCUGUGGUUCAGGAGGCAUGAACCGGAAUUUGCUAUGGCAAUUUAUGGAUGUUCAAACUCGACUUAUUGCUCCAGUCUGCCCUCACUAUGCUGAAUAUGCCUGGAGAGAGCUUUUGAAGAAGGAUGGUUAUGUCAUAAAAGCUGGGUGGCCAGAGGCUGAUUUGCCAGAUCUCACCCUUAAGAAGGCCAACAAAUAUUUGCAAGACACGAUUAUCUUAAUGAGGAAGCUACUUCAGAAGCAGAUUUCUGGUUCAAAGAAAGGAAAUGUAAAUCUGAAUAGCCAAAACAAACCUACCAUGGGCCUGAUAUAUGUGGAUGAGCAGUAUGGUGGGUGGAAAAGGGAAUGUUUGGGGAUUCUGCAGAGGAAAUUUGACACUUCAACCGGCUCAUUUGCACCUGAUAAAGAAAUCCUCUCCGAAUUGCAGAAGAGUGAUAUUGCGCAACAAGGGAAUUUCAAACAAAUACAAAAGCUCUGUAUGCCUUUCUUGAGGUUCAAGAAAGACGAAGUUUUGGCAGUUGGGGUUCAAGCAUUGGACUUGAGGCUUCCUUUUGGUGAGAUUGAAGUCCUUGAGAAGAACUCCGACUUGAUCAAAAGACAGCUUGGUCUUGAGAGAUUGGAGAUCUUAUCUAUGAUAGAUGAUGCUCUGGAGAGAGCAGGGGCUCAUGCUGCAGUUGUGAGGCAGAAUCCACCAUCACCAGGCCAUCCAACCGCAAUCUUUCUCUGAGUAAAACAUUUUUGCAGCACAAGUUAUGAACAGUUCUUAUUUGAAACCCAAAUGAUGUGAUACUUCUCUUUCUAGGUCAUUUUUUGUCCCAGCAUCCUGCCUACAUGCUACUAUUUGCAGAGUUUUGGAUCCAAACUAGUGCUUUGUUUGCUUCAAUCAUGAAUAUGGAGCAACUGCAAUUUUAUCUUCACAUUAGAGUACUCAUUGAGUAGUAAUUUGACACUUUGGAUGAAGCCAAGACAUCUUCGAGUUUUCGAUUCUACAAUGUUUCCAAGUUGUAUAUGCGUUGAGUUCUGCUUAUAGCUUAAUUUCCAAGUUCCAUUUAUUCAUACCAAAUUUGUACUAAUUGCUAGUCCCAUUUUUUAAAAGAAUUUAUCUACGUUCCGUUUCUUUCUUCUUAUGGAAGGCACUUCAGUGGAUAUAUUACGUUACUUCUGUGAAUAAGUUAUAUAUUAAUAUAAAAGUCUAUUAACAAGGUAGUGUUCCUUGCCUUCCUAUUA